Messenger RNA from Carassius carassius (crucian carp), 1975 nucleotides. It is a transcript of the gene erlin1, whose product is annotated as ER lipid raft associated 1. Gene Ontology annotation, cellular component: endoplasmic reticulum; endoplasmic reticulum membrane. Lineage: Eukaryota; Metazoa; Chordata; Actinopteri; Cypriniformes; Cyprinidae. Gene Ontology annotation, molecular function: ubiquitin protein ligase binding; cholesterol binding. The record is from RefSeq and is a predicted model, not a curated record. The coding region runs from base 207 to 1256 and encodes 349 amino acids. The transcript is spliced from 12 exons. Gene Ontology annotation, biological process: SREBP signaling pathway.
AAGCGUUUCAGUGGGAGGCUUCAAACCUACAAUGUUGGGCACGUCGUCGUGAGUAAUAAAGUAAUGUCUUGCAAAAGCGUAAGGACAGCAUUGUCCAUUAACUAAUUGAAUGAUCGGUAAAUGCCUCCUGCGGCUAGUAUUAUCCCCUCGUAUAUGUCGUUUAACUUGAAAGAAGGGCGUUUUGCCACAAGGUGAGUGCAGGCUAGAUGACAAUGGCACACGUCGGGGCAGUAAUCGCAGCAAUGGCUGGUGUGAUGGCCAUUCUGCUUCAUUCCUCCAUCCACAAGAUUGAGGAAGGGCAUUUAGCUGUGUAUUACAGAGGAGGAGCUUUGUUGACAAAUCCUAAUGGCCCGGGUUACCAUAUAAUGCUGCCUUUCAUCACUUCAUAUAGAUCAGUGCAGACAACCCUGCAAACAGAUGAAAUAAAAAAUGUGCCUUGUGGAACCAGUGGAGGUGUCAUGAUCUAUUUUGACAGAAUUGAGGUGGUCAACAUGCUGGUUCCGUCAGCAGUGGUGGACAUAGUGAAGAACUACACCGCAGAUUAUGACAAAACGCUAAUCUUUAACAAAAUUCACCAUGAGUUAAACCAGUUCUGCAGUGUGCACACACUACAGGAAGUCUACAUAGAACUGUUCGACAUAAUUGAUGAGAACUUAAAGACUGCACUUCAGAAGGACUUGAAUGCUAUGGCUCCUGGCCUCACGAUUCAGGCUGUGCGAGUCACCAAACCUAAAAUUCCUGAGGCCAUCAGAAGAAACUAUGAGCUGAUGGAAGCGGAGAAGACCAGGCUGCUCAUCACCGUUCAGACACAGAAAGUGGUGGAGAAAGAGGCUGAAACUGAGAGAAAGAAGGCCAUCAUAGAGGCUCAGAAAAUGGCUCAGGUGGCAGAGAUUCACUUCCAACAAAAAGUAAUGGAGAAGGAAACCGAGAAAAGGAUCUCCGAAAUUGAAGAUGCUGCAUUCCUGGCAAGAGAGAGGGCAAGAGCAGAUGCAGAAUAUUACACUGCUGAAAAAUUUGCAGAAGCCAACAGGCUGAAGCUGACACCAGAGUAUCUGGAACUGAUGAAAUAUCAGGCCAUAGCUGCCAACAGCAAGAUCUACUUCGGUCAAGACAUCCCAAACAUGUUUUUAGACAACAGUGCCUCCCAUCCGAGUGCGGGCCAGGGUGCGGCAGACUCUGCAGAGCAGCUGGAGGUCUUGAGUAUGAAAGAGAGUCUUAAGAAAGCAUCCAAGCCCAAAGCCACAGAAGGCCACUGAGGGGCAUGAGAGCUGUCCACCCCCUCUUCCUCUGCUGUUCCUCUCUCUCUCUUUUCUCUUUCUCUCUCUUUCUGUGGGUGCUUGUGAGGCAUGUCACUCUGCUUCUGCAGUGGGGUUGGGUGCUUGGCUAACUGUGCUGUGACUGACACACAGAGCCUGUGGUUUUUCAGCAGUCACUUGUGGACUAAAAAGGAAUGUCCAGAAACUGUACUACUGAAUAUUGCCAGGUCGAAUUAAUGCGAUCCAAAUCCCCUCCCUGACUCACAUCAUCGUGCUUUUUCCCCUUUUUUUGCUUUCAACUUUUGCUUGUCACAAAUCCAUGCUAAUUAUUUUUCAAUGAAUUUAUGUGAAGUAUGUGAACAUUUCAAGGUUUAUGUUUGUGUUGUCUUUUACAUAACUGGAAUUAUAAGGCAUCACACUAAUUGAGAUCAAAGGCAAUGGCCAAUUGAGCUACAAUCCGAUAAAACUCAUUUUGUAGCCAAAAUUUGUCAUCUACCUUUCCUUCAUAUGUUGUUGAAGGGGUACUUCACCCUAAAGUUUAAAUUGUGUCAUUAUUUAUUCACCCUCAUGUCAUUCCAAACCUCUAUGGCUAUCUUUCCUCUGUGGAAUAUAUAAAAAAAAAAUUGUAUAUAUUUUUGUGUCCAUACAAUAAGUCAAUGGGAUUCAGUGUUGUACUUGUAAUUGAACUUUUAAUAUAUGCACAAAAACUUUAUUGUUCU